AUGCAACGGCAUUCUCCUGACAAUGCUCUGGAACCAAAUGAAGGAGUUCACUUGUACAUGGAAAAUGAGGAGGUAGAUCACAGUGAAAGCUCUUCAGAGAACAGCGAUUCAGAGAGCAUCCUGUGGACUCCCUCUGAAAAUAUGGACCUUGCCUCUAGGCAGGACAAAGAGUCUUCCGAUACAUUGAUUCAGAGAAGAGGUCGUCGGGGUCCUCAGAACAAGUCUCCAAAGAGUCCCUCAGCAGAGUAUGGCAGUGGCCAGGGUAGCCUCUUCCAAUUUGAUAGGCAAGCGCCCGGGCGGAUUUCAACCUCUCCCACCUUGAGGCGGCUCAGAAACAGCACCUCUCAGCUGCCCCCUCAUCAGGACCCUUUGGAAACAUCUAAUUGGGGAAACUGGAAGGGGGGCCUGGGUUCUCUGAGUUCCCCUUAUGGAAGUCUUCCCAGAAGCCCCAAGGCUUGCUCUCACUCUCUGUCAUACUUGAGCCUUAGUCCCAAAGCGUCUCCCCACUUGCAAACAAUUACUUCAUUCAAUUUUACGAACUUCAGAUCCAGUUGUCCAUGUCCAACAAACAGCCACACAGACAACAGUGCUUGUCCUGGGCCACAGACCAACAAUACCGCCCACUCCAACCAUAUUUCUCUACCUGGGAAAGAACAUCAGCCUCAAUUUGGAUCUCUGACCCACGACAAAUGGAAUCAGGGAGAAGAAUCUUACCAGUCUAGGUUGUACCAGCACAGGCGAAGUUCAGUGGUCGUGAACCUACCUGGACUUGAGGUGUUCCCUGGAGAUCUCCUGGUGCCAGAUGGAGUGGCCAGCUACCUGUGCCACCCAGCCCUGCUGCUGAAUUCAGAACCCAAAAAGCCGAGAUGGCCGUUCUCCAAGAAAGGCAUGAGCAAAGACAAACAAAAGCAAGCAUUUGACCUGAAAAAUUGCCUUUCCACCAUUAAGAUUACCGACUGCAGUGGAUAUGAGUUUCACAGCUUGAAGGAUAAGACCUGGGAAGAAGUUCUGGAAAGACAUGAAAAGCUUCCUAGUGAGCCACCAGACUUGAGAAAGCAGCAGGAAGCUGUGUGGGAACUCUUCACCAGUGAAUGCACCUAUUAUUUAGACCACUUGCUAGUUCUUAAGAUGGUCUUUAUGAAUACACUCAAAUACCUGCAAAACUAUGAAUGCCUCCUGGAUGUGGAUUUGUGGAGACUUUUUGCAAACCUUGAAGAGUUAAGUCAGGUCAGUCUCAGCUUCCUGAGCUGUUUUUUCAGCACCAUCAAGGACUACAUAAAUUCAUCUGGCUCUGCAUCCUCCAUGGAUUUCAUCUCUGUGCUCUCCAAGCAUUUCCGAGGGCGCCUCUGUCAGAGCCACCAGAUUUACUGCCUUAAUUACACUUCCGCCAUCUUCUAUCUCGAGAGCUUACGACAGAGAGAAGACUUUGGAAUCUAUUUAAAGUGGUGUGAAAGGCAUGAUCAGUGCAAACGACUCCACCUCCCUGAACUGCUGGUGACUCCCCUGCACCGGCUGACCAGGUACCCGCUGCUCCUGAAAAACAUCUGGAGAAGGAGUACCGACGCCAGGGAGAAAAUUACCAUCUACUCCCUCAAGGAAAAAGUGGAGAAGGCAAUUCGUGACCUUGAAGGAAAAGUGAAAUGGCUUGACAAUUUCCAAAAGUUUCGGCACCUCCAGGAGAUCAUAGUGUGGCCUCCACUUUGGGAUCGAGAUAAAAGGUUCUUCAUACCAGAGUGCCUGAAACACAUUUUUAAGGAACACUUGGCAGAAAACAUCUUGUCACCAGCCAACAGACACCUCCUUCAUGAGGGGAAGUUGACUCUUGCAGAGAGCACCAGAUUCCUAGAUGUCUACCUGUUUCUGUUUGAUGACUUCCUAUUAAUCACAAAAACAAAACACAACAAAAAGAAACUUGGGGGUUCAGACGCAAGUUUAGUCUGUCCUUCCCUUACCCCUGAGCUACAGGGGAUGAUUAAAGAAGGUGGUUCUUGUACAGUACUCGAUCAACCCAUUCCUUUGGACCGGCUGGUGGUUAAAAAUAUUGACCCAUUCCACAUAUCAGUCUUUGGGCUCAGAAAUGCUUUCCUUCUACAACACAAAAACCGUUAUCAACAAUGUAUAGCAGCCUUCUUGUUGCAAGCACAAACGGAAACAGCCAAAAAAACAUGGAUGGUACAAAUAAGAAUGGCAACCUCUUGCUUCAUGAAGAGAUAUGAGACAAAGAAAUCCUCCUACACUUCGCCUGCAGAAUCCUCCGAGAUCUAGGGGCCAGAAUACAAUGACUACAUUUACUAUCACUUUUUAGCUAGUGAUAGAGGCUGCUCUAGUGAUUUCAUUGGUAUAGAAUGAGGACAUGCCCUCCACCUGCUCAAUACCUUCUCCAUAACUUG
This is a messenger RNA of Trichosurus vulpecula (common brushtail), 2390 nucleotides long. RefSeq names its product pleckstrin homology and RhoGEF domain containing G7 (gene PLEKHG7). The record is from RefSeq and is a predicted model, not a curated record. The transcript is spliced from 16 exons. The coding region runs from base 1 to 2265 and encodes 754 amino acids. Gene Ontology annotation, biological process: Rho protein signal transduction. Gene Ontology annotation, molecular function: guanyl-nucleotide exchange factor activity. Lineage: Eukaryota; Metazoa; Chordata; Mammalia; Diprotodontia; Phalangeridae.